Salpingoeca rosetta is the source of this 693-nucleotide messenger RNA. RefSeq lists its product as uncharacterized. NCBI's taxonomy places the organism in Eukaryota, Choanoflagellata, Craspedida, Salpingoecidae. The transcript is spliced from 8 exons. Bases 1 to 693 code for a protein of 230 amino acids. The record is from RefSeq and is a predicted model, not a curated record. Gene Ontology annotation, cellular component: mitochondrial inner membrane. Gene Ontology annotation, molecular function: ATP:ADP antiporter activity. Gene Ontology annotation, biological process: mitochondrial ATP transmembrane transport; mitochondrial ADP transmembrane transport.
AUGCCGAUUGAUGUGGUGAAGUUCUUCUAUGGUGGGCUCCGAUACGGCAUGUAUGCGCCGAUCCGCAACAUGAUUGGAGUCGAUGCCAACACACCGAAGCACUUGAUCCCGUUCCACAUGAAGUUCCUUGCGGGCGGCAUAUCCGGGGCGCUUGCCGCCUUUUUCGCCAACCCAACAGACCUCAUGAAGGUCAGACUUCAAGUGGAUGGGAUGAAAGGAUCGCCACCGCAAUACCGCGGAAUGUGGCACUGCUUCCGCACGAUUGUGAAGCAGGAGGGGGUGCUUGGGCUGUGGAAGGGUUCUGGCCCCACCAUGGGCCGCGCCACCACCCUUGCCGCGGUCGAGCUGUCGUCCUACGACGAGAUCAAGAAACAGCUGACGGAGCGCGGGCUUGUGCAGCCGCGCACUGUAUCGGGCGUGCUUGUCACGUCCAUGACCACGGGCCUCAUCUGCGCCCUCACCUCCAGCCCUUUCGAUGUUGUGAAGAGCCGCGUGAUGGGCCAGCCCGUUGGGCCAAAUGGACGAGGCAUCCUCUACUCCGGCAUGAUCCACUGCUUUGCCAAGACGGUGCGGACGGAAGGGGUGCUGGCAUUGUACAAAGGCUUCUUUCCAAACUGGGGGCGGCUUGGUCCCAGAGCGGUCAUGUGUUUUGUGGUCAUGGAAACACUCAACGAAUGGCUCAAGCACUACUGA